AUGGCAUCACGGGUUGGAUCUACAAGCUAUGAUGUGUUUAUCAAUUUCAGAGGUGAAGAUACCCGCAAUAACUGCGUCGGUCACCUUUACAUGGCUCUCAAGGAUCGUGGAAUUGAUGCUUUCAUUGACAGCAAAGAUCUGUGGAAAGGAGAAAAUAUUUGGCGGAAGCUUGUAGAAGCACUAGAAGUCUCCGACUUCUCGAUUGCUGUCUUGUCUGAGAGAUACACAGAAAGCAAAUGGUGCCUCGAGGAGCUCGCUCAGAUGCUAGAAUGUCAUAGAACCAACAAUCAAAUCAUUUUUCCCAUCUUCUUCAAGGUUAAGACUUCGGACGUUAAGAAUCAGACUGGAUGUUUUCAGAUUUCUCCUCAGAGACAUGGUAAGGAGGUUCCCGAAACCCUCCGGAGAUGGAAGGACGCCUUGCGACUGGUGGGAGAUAAGAGUGGAUGGGUUUUUGAGGAUGGGGAUGAUCAAUCAGAGUUAGUCAAGCAAGUUGUUCAAAACGUUUGGAGCCGAUUGAACGCGGUCCCCUUGGAUGAAGUUAAACACCCUGUUGGAUUAGAAUCCCGUGUAAAAUCUGUGAUAUCUUUACUAUCAAAUACCAGUUCUAAGGAUGUUCAGUUUCUAGGGAUAUGUGGUCCGGGUGGCAUUGGAAAGACAGCCAUUGCGGUAGCUGUAUACAAACGUAUCUUUAGAAACUUUAGUAAGAGUUUAUAUCUUGAAAAUGUUAGUGAGAGAGCAUCAGAACCCAAUGGGAUAGUUCAUUUGCAAAAAAUACUUCUUGAAAGGAUCUCUGGGAAGAAAAUAAAAAUAUGCAGUUCUAAAGAAGGAUCAAGUUUGAUUAAAAAAAGAUUUGAAAAAACAGAUAGUCUUCUCAUUCUUGACGAUGUGGGAGAUUAUACCCAAUUAAAAGCAUUGGCUGGUGAUCUCUAUUGGUUUGGUCCGGGAAGUAAAAUAAUCAUAACAACUAGAGAUCAUAGCCUUCUAAGGGAAGCUCCUGAAGAUAAUAGAAAAAUAUAUGAGCCUGAAGAAUUGAAUGAGAAAGAAGGUCUUCAACUCUUCAGUUCCUAUGCUUUUUCAGCAGACCAGCCUCCUAAUGAUUAUAUGCAGCUUUCAGUUGAUAUGGCAAGCACUACAGGAGGGUUGCCCUUAGCCUUGGAGGUUUUGGGUUCUGAUUUAUCUGUAAACAAAAACAAAGAAGUAUGGAAAAGCAUGCUUCGGUUGUGGGAGCAAAUUCCUCAUGAUAAGGUCUAUGGAAAGUUAAAGAUAAGUUAUGAUAAUCUGCAAAAUGAUAUUCAGAAAGCCAUGUUUUUCGAUGCCGCAUGCUUUUUCAUAGGAUGGGAGGAAGAAAACAUAAUUUCCAUAUGGGAAGCUUGUGGCUUUGAAGAACCAAGAUGCCAUAUAGAAGUUCUCAAGAGAAAAUCCCUCUUCAAGAUUAAUGAAUCAAAAGAGUUGUAG
Molecule: messenger RNA, 1455 nt
Organism: Macadamia integrifolia
Lineage: Eukaryota; Viridiplantae; Streptophyta; Magnoliopsida; Proteales; Proteaceae
Product: disease resistance protein Roq1-like
Exons: 2
Coding region: 1-1455 (484 amino acids)
Biological process (GO): defense response; signal transduction
Molecular function (GO): ADP binding
Source: RefSeq, a predicted model, not a curated record